This is a messenger RNA of Paramuricea clavata, 10253 nucleotides long. The record is from the annotation of a GenBank genome assembly. NCBI's taxonomy places the organism in Eukaryota, Metazoa, Cnidaria, Anthozoa, Malacalcyonacea, Plexauridae.
AUGGUUAAUUCUAAUGCUGGAUCUGCUUGUUGUAAACAGAUUGCGCUCGAAACGCCACAAAUAGUUAGAUGUAAAAAUUUCCAUGAUGUCUCAAAUGCCAAUGUUAUCAAGUCAAAAGUUGACAGAUCUAGCAAGGAAUUUCAGGUAAAAAUAUUUUGAAUAUUUUAUAUUAUGCUAUAUUAUUAUCAUUCGGUUUGUGCAUAUGUUUAUAUAUGUUGUAGGAAAAUAAGGUCAGUAUGGUGGACAUGUUAAUAAGGAGCAUUUUGUUUUAGCUGGGUACAUUAAAUUACACACUGCAAUUUGUUUGGUCAAUUGAAAAAUAAAUUACACCAACUGGUCCAACCCUUCCAGUGGGCAUUCCAUGCACUCCAUGCCGGAUAUAUCCGGCGUGAGGUUACAACAUUGUUGGCGUAAUGGCGUGAGAUCACUCAAAAACAAGUGAUUAGUUUGAGCGUGAUUUCAUGGCCACAUGUAAAUUGACAGUAUAACUACACGAAUAUGAUGUUGACAUGCAGUACAUAUUAGGCCAAAUAAAAAAAAUACUUGGUUAGCGUCACACUCUCACAAAUUUUCAGAGGCGGGCGGGCGGAUUUUUUUUUUAAUUUUUACUCGUUUUUUAAUUUUUUAAUAGUAUUUUUGGAGGGGAUAGGGGGCGGUUUUUCCACCAUAUCGGUGAUAUUUUUUGUACUGAUGUUGCGAAGGCCGCCAUUUUGCUUUAAGAACCUUGUAUACCCAAGCCUACGCACUCCUAUCGAUCAGUAUAUAGUGCGAAGGUCUGAGCAUGAGAAAAAUUUCAAAUAUUAAACUGUUUUAAGCUGUAAAACGAAGAGAUUUACAUAAAAAAAAUAAAUAAAAAAAUUCAGAGACGGCAGAAAAUCGAGAGGCGGGCGGUGACCUAACCAAGUAUUUUUUUUUAUUUGGCCUUAAAAACACACCAUGUUAGGUAUUUUGAAAACAUGGAUUUAAGUCCCCAAAAUUGAAAAUCUCCAAUGUAUUGGCGUAAAGGAUCGUACAUGUUGGCGUAUCUCCGGCGUAGAGGUUACUUGGAAUGCACCCUGGCAACCCUUGUUAUAUGACAUCAACUGAAAAUAUUUAUCAAUAACAUGUAGUAAAUCUGACGUAAUGAAUAUUGCCGUAACUUGGAGAGAAAUGUAACUCUGAUGUGAAUAACUAGGUGGUGAUGAAAAUGCAAGAACUAGACACACAUCAAGAGGGUGACGGUCAAGAAACAUAUUCGAGCUCAAGAAAUUGCUAAACAAAAUAAUCUUCCUUGUAUAUACUUAGGUGUGUCAAUUGAAUUUAUUGCUUUAUUUUAACAAUCCUAAAAAUAUGAACCUAUCUUUUUCACAGUUUCCAAAAGUUGGCUUUUUACCAUUGCAACAUGAAGUAUUUCCAGAUAAAUAUCAUUUUGGAAGAAUAUUUUAUAAUCAAGCAAGAAUGUCGUCCAUGGGAAUACCACAGGUCAGGGAUGAACUUUGUUAUUUAACUUUGUCUUACAUCAGUGAAGAAAUUGUUCCUGCAGCAGAUCCUGCCCACGUCCAUUGUUCUGACAUCAACUGUAUUUUAUUUAUUAUUUUGCUCUCAUACUUAGAUUGCAGUGGUGCUAGGUUCAUGUACGCGGGAGGAGCUAUGUUCCUGCAAUGGCAGAUGAAAGUAUUAUUGUCAAGAAUCAGGGAACAAUAUUUCUUGCUGGACCGCCAUUGGUAAGAUAAAAGACUUUCCCAGUGCAUGCUGAACUUGAAGCCAGGAGAAUUAUCCUAUUGUGAAAUUUAUGCAUGAUACUACACAACUUCAUUCCUGGCUGAGCUUAGUGCAGAGCGCCCUUUUGUCAUCCAUUUCCGACCAGUUCAUCACAUGAAUUUUAACCAUUUUUUAAUCAACACUAUUUCAGGUGCAAGCAGCCACUGGUGAAGUUGUCUCAUCUGAAGAACUUGGUGGGGCUGAUUUGCAUUGUGGGUAAGAUGAAGCGGAGACAAGUUCCUUGGCUGCUGAUAUUUUUAUAUUGAAUUUUAUAACAAUUGUUACACCUAAUUUGAAAGUUGAGAAUUAUUUUGUAGUACGUCUGGUGUGACAGAUCAUUAUGCAGUAGACGACACGCAUGCACUACAUAUAGCAAGACAGGCUGUCAGGAAUUUAAAUCGAUCAAAGAGAUUAACAGUAUGUUUGUUUUGUUGAUGAAUAAACUGUUCUACUCACUAUUAAUGCUAAAAAGUGUCCUCUUGUUGAGUGAAAUAAUCUGUUAAAAUAUUGCAUUGUGGCUGAAUUAAAGUCUUUACUUAUUAGACAACAAUAGAAGCAAGUGACGAACCUCUAUACCCAGCUAAUGAUAUUUAUGGUAUUGUUGGAGAUAAUCUGAAGAAAUCUUAUGAUAUAAGACAAGUAGGAGACGUUUGAUUCAAUAUAUAUUUUACAACCAAGUUCUUUUUAACCUCGUACAGUAGUGGUAAUGAAGAUGUACAAUGAAAUAUUUCAGGUAAUAGCGCGUAUAGUUGAUGGCAGUAGGUUUGAUGAAUUUAAAGAAAUGUAUGGUACCACAUUAGUUACAGGUCAGUAUUUGGAUAUUUGAUGUUUUAUUUCAUUGUAAUCUGUGGUGAAUCUUAAAUAUGUCCCGUGCUAUGAACGGAUGGGAGGCAACUCUCGAUUAAAAUAUUGAAUUCUUUCUGGACAGGUUUCGCCCGAAUCCACGGCUACCCAGUUGGUAUACUUGGGAAUAAUGGCGUGUUGUUUUCUGAAUCUGCUCUCAAAGGAACACAUUUUAUAGAAUUAUGUUGUCAACGAAACAUACCGCUUAUCUUCUUGCAGAAUAUUACCGGUAGGCGGUAGGUUGCGUUGCACUUGAUGACACCUCCAAUCUUAAAAAGUUAGUUUAGUUUAGGUUUCCUGCUGUAGUAACACAGGUUCACGUUCUUGGACCUCUGGGAAAAGCAGUUUAAAAGUGAUAGAGCUAUCCAGUAUAACACCAAGAUUACACCAACAGGCAACACAGAAAAAAUUCAGUAUAAAUAGUUGAGUGCUAUGUUCUGUGUUGCAGGCUUCAUGGUAGGUCGUGAGUUUGAAGCUGGAGGUAUUGCUAAGAAUGGAGCUAAGAUGGUCACCGCUGUGUCUUGUGCUAAGGUUCCCAAAUUCACCGUGAUUCUUGGAGGCAGUUUUGGCGCUGGCAAUUAUGGCAUGUGUGGACGAGCAUACAGGUGGGAAGCUUCAUUUAGUAACCAGAGAAACUAUAUCACCCAGGGAAACCAGAGAAACUAUAUCACCCAGGAACCACUACCCAGGGAAACCAGAGAAACCACCGCCCAGCGAAUCAGAAACAUUGUUAAGCCAGUUUUGUUCGCGAAAGCGACUUUUCCUGUUCGCAUCGCUUAUCGGGAACAUCAGCCUGUUCCUUGCUUUCUAGCUUUCCUCAGACUUUCAUAAUUAGUUGUGGUUUGUAAUCAACGACGAUUAAAUAUUUUUCAGUCCGCGGUUCCUGUACAUGUGGCCAAACGCGAGGAUCUCAGUGAUGGGUGGAGAACAAGCUGCCACUGUGCUGGCGACCAUCACUAAGGGACAAAAAGAACGGGAAGGAAAAGAGGUAGGUAUCUCACUACUGCCCCGCAAGAAACGACAUCUUAAUUUAGUAAAAAUGCUGUGCUGAGUGGUUAUAUUACUACCGUAAAAAACAAGCAGAAACUCGACGUUUCGAGCGAAGGCCCUUCGUCAAGAGUUAGUGCCUCGCAAGAAACGACAUCUUUCUGAAAUGAUCUCCAUUCUUAGUUUACUGCUGAAGAAGAGGCUGCUUUGAAAGCUCCAAUAUUAAAAAGAUUUGAGAAAGAAGGCCAUCCAUAUUUCUCGAGUGCGAGGUACGUUUUUCUGCGGAACAGAAAUGAUAGGAACAUGACAGGGUUGUCCUUCUUGUUGUCUGGGGUGUUGUCCGUGGUUGCCCGUGUUUGUUGUCCGAUGUUUAGUCCAAUAUUUAUCGUGUUAUCAUUCUCUAGGAUCUGGGAUGAUGGCGUUAUUGAUCCAGCUGACACGAGGUCAGUGCUUGGUUUAAGUCUGAGUGCGGCUUUGAACGCCCCUGUGGAACAAACAUCUUUUGGAGUAUUCAGAAUGUAGCAAUAUAUAAUAGCCAAAUAUUUAAUACAAAUCAAAGAUAUUUAAUAUCAUGCAUAUUAACAAUACUGUAUACUACUACUGUGUCUUGAUUGGUGCUGUUAUUUCAUAUCUCCGAAUACUUUCCCGAAAUGACUCAUCAUCAUGAUUUUUUCUGUGUUGGUGUAAUGUACUCAGGUGAAUAUGAUGUUUGUGAUGUUACUCUGAGUGUAUAUCCACACCAGGCAAGUUUGAAAAAUAUGCCUGACCACGGUGGGAAUCGAACCUACGACCUUUGGAAUACUAGCCCAAUGCUCUGCCAACUGAGCUACGCGGUCUGGUCGGUUCGAGUAUGUGAUAUUUCGGAACAGAAUCUAGUUCCUUCUAUAUCAAUGACUCAUAGCAGAGUGCACGCAGUAUCUUCAAUAUUUUUAUCAAAGAUGAGAUUCUUUUGUGAAAAUGCCCUCCAUGUGCACUGAACUGUAGUGAAAGCCAUCUUUCGUAAAAUUCCGCUAAAUAACAACCAAUUAGAAAAUUAAUAAAGAAUUAAUGAUGGUUAAUUAUUAACUCUCCCCCCUGGAUGGUGACAUUUCAGUUGAUGUUGAUAGUAGGUAAGUGUCAAUAUCAGGGGGUGGGGUAAGAAAUUUAUUUUUUAAGAUCACCUCUGGAUCACAGAGGAGAGACAUACAGAGUUGUAACUAGUGUACCCACUUUUUUUGUGCACAUGCUCGGCAAGUUACUAGAUGCAUGCAUCUGAUAGGAUGACGACUAAACUUGCUGAGCACGCACAGUUGAUCAUUUUUUGUCCGGUCGCCUGAAAAAAGUGGGUACAUGUUUACGACUGUCGGUUACGGUUCUGUAUGUCUCUACUCUGUGCCUGGAUGGUGGGAUUUUGUGGAUGUCGAUAGAUGGUGAGUGUAAAUAUAAUUGGGGGGGGGUUUGAAGGGUCUGGAAAAGUCCACCAUCACAGAAAACAACAAAAGUUAAAUUUUGCUCCAAUUUCCAGGAACAGGAAGCAAUGUAUUGGUCGAAUGAAAAAAUACAUUGGUGAUCUUUGCUUAGUAACAGGAGUACCAGAGGAAGCCAUCUUUCAUUACACUGUUGCGAUAGAUCUCCUUCGUUCAGUUGGUGAUGUAUUAUGGACAUCAGGGUCGUUAGAAGGUCUGUGUGCUGCCUCGUUACUGUGUCGAGCUGAACACAAGUUAACGUUACCUGAAAGACCAUCGUUACAAUUGGAUAUCAGUCAGUUGUCAACAGCAGGUCCUGUCUGGCUCUAUCAGUUCUAAAAUGUUCUUCCUAGAGGUCCAGUAAGGAUCAUCUCUUAUUGAUCCAGUGUUACUACAGGUAAGGAGGAAACCUAAACUAAACUAACUUAGUUUAUUUAUACUGGAUAGCUCUAUCAGUUCUAAACUGUUCUUCCAAGAGGUCGAGUAAGGAUCGUCUCUUAUUGAUCCAGUGUUACUACAGGAGGAAACCUAAACUAAACUAACUUUAUUUAUACUGGAUAGCUCUAUCAUUUCCAAGUGUCCACUGUAAAAGCCAUUCCUUAUUGGUGCAGUGUUACUGCAGAAGGAAAUUUCUACUAAAUGACAUCAUGUAUUGAGAAGAUUGUUUGUAUUUCAGAGAGAUGAAGGUGAAUGUUCUUGCAAGUCAUCUCAGACCUAUAUCAGUCCAUCAAGUCCUUCUCCUGUCAAAACACCUUUCAUCUUCUCAACUUUGAACAAAGGACCACGAAGAAAGAAGAAGGUGAACCCUGGUGAGGAGCUAGGACCUAACUAGUGCUAGUCUAAGCCAUUGAGCACCAGCGCUCUCCCCUGGACGAGUAAAAUUGUCUGGCAUUGACAGAGUAAAAUAAUAAAGUAGGGCGCAUUUGUGACUCAGCUCUGUGGGUAUGCCUUGUCCCUUUUGGGUAAAAUAUAAUGGGUUAAUAAAUUUUUAUAUAUAAAAAGGGAUAUGUUGGUGUGUAGCGUACUUUAUAAAAUUUAAACACAUCUGUUCACUGAAUGUUUUAGUCGUCAGAUGGGUUGAAGGAGAUGUGGGUGAAGUUGCAAUGCAGGUUUUCAAUCCAAUGCCAUUUGACAUCAAGAUAAGUAAAAUGGUAAUUUCUAGUGCUAUAUUGUUUUCUGGCUUCCUUCAUUCAUGCAAAUGCACAACCUGUCUCUGGUUGAUGUGAACAAGAUUUUGCUGCACACCUGUGAAGAUGUGAUCAACAACCUUGUUACAGAAUUGUUUACAUGUAACAACAUUGUUGACAAUUUGUUGACAAGGGUGCACCACAACCUUCUGCACCUCUGUUGAUCACAGUUGUCCAUUUAUUCAUGUGCAAUGGUGGACACUAGGAGGGGGGUAACUGCCCCCCCCCCCCCAAUAUUUCACAUCUACCACUUGUGUGUGGUGUCUACCACUGGUUUUAUGUAGUUCUUGUGGUAUUAAAUUGUGUUCUAAUUCUUAAAUUUUCUAUAUAAAGUUGUCCAUUUACACAUAUGCAAUGGUGGACACUAGGAGGAGGGGUAACUGCCCCCCCCCCCUAAUAUUUCAUGUCUACCACUUUGUGUGUGGUGUCUACCACUGGUUUUAUGUAGUUCUUUUGGUAUUAAAUUACGUUCUAAUUAUUAAAUUACGUUCUAAUUAUUAAAUUAUGUUCUAAUUAUUAAAUUAUGUUCUAAUUAUUAAAUUAUGUUCUAAUUAUUAAAUUAUGUUCUAAUUAUUAAAUUAUGUUCUAAUUAUUAAAUUAUGUUCAAAUUAUUAAAUUAUGUUCUAAUUAUUAAAUUACGUUCUAAUUAUUAAAUUAUGUUCUAAUUAUUAAAUUAUGUUCUAAUUAUUAAAUUAUGUUCUAAUUAUUAAAUUACGUUCUAAUUAUUAAAUUAUGUUCUAAUUAUUAAAUUAUGUUCUAAUUAUUAAAUUAUGUUCUAAUUAUUAAAUUAUGUUCUAAUUAUUAAAUUAUGUUCUAAUUAUUAAAUUACGUUCUAAUUAUUAAAUUAUGUUCUAAUUAUUAAAUUAUGUUCUAAUUAUUAAAUUAUGUUCUAAUUAUUAAAUUAUGUUCUAAUUAUUAAAUUAUGUUCUAAUUAUUAAAUUAUGUUCUAAUUAUUAAAUUACGUUCUAAUUAUUAAAUUACGUUUUAAUUAUUAAAUUAUGUUCUAAUUAUUAAAUUAUGUUCUAAUUAUUAAAUUAUGUUCUAAUUAUUAAAUUACGUUCUAAUUAUUAAAUUAUGUUCUAAUUAUUAAAUUAUAUUAUAAUUAUUAAAUUAUGUUAUAAUUAUUAAAUUUUCUAUAGACAUUGAUGACAGAGGUCUCCCAUUUCAAGCCUUUCCCUCGUGUCUUGCGCUAUCCAAUGACAACAUGUCACAUCCAUUCAUGCUCCUUGGUAUCCCUGAAGGUCCAGGACAACUGGCUAUUACAGGCACGUACUGCUUCAGAUUUCAAGAGGAUUUGUAAACUGGUGAUCUGAACAUUGUAUGUUUGUUUUUUCAGGUUAUUCAGUGGAAUUAUUUGGCAUCCAAAGUAAUUGUCCAGUCACAGAGACCAUUCUAGACAAACAGUUUAGUCUUCCGUUGCUAGUGAACGUCACACCCAGACUACCCUUGCUGCAGUUCCAGUCUGGUAUCAAUGAGGUCAAAUCAUUUGUGAACAGUAGUCAUAGAGGAUCAUCCUUGACUCUUGAAGUGAAACUCCACAGAGGACAGAGGUAGACACUUUAUUGUUGAGUCCAGUGUAGGAACAAUAUUCAUAAGCUUGGGUCUCAUUGCCUGAAAAUAUAGAAAAUACUGGCAUCCUUUGUCUGCAAGUUUGCAAAGAUAAGAUAAUAGUCCCUUACAGCGUUAUACUUUGAUUGUUCGGUUCCAUUGUGGGUAGUGGCUGACAAUAUUCACGGGGUUCAUUGAAGGACCUAACGACAUGAAAAUUAUAAAAAAUAUAUUUCUACCUUUCAAGCAAACACCCUUCUGCGCGCCGGAGCUGCGCGCGAAUUCAUUUGUGUCCUUUUGUGGUAUGAACGCGUUUAGAAUUUCCAUUUCAUUUUUGUUCGAAAUAUACACAAACACAUUGUCAUGUUCACAUCACGCGUCUUAACUAGCUGAAUGCUUACCCAAGGUUACUUUUUUAACUUAUUGAAAAUUUGUUCAAAUUUUCCAGCAUAUCUGGUCCUAUCGUGGUUGAAAAUGUUGGUACAAUUCCUGUGGAAAAUGUCACAAUCACACUUCUCAGCACUUUUAAAACUGGUAAGACUUCAACACAAUUUCACGCAUAUGAACCUCCGAUGACAAUGGGAACGUUUCCAUUGGUUCGAGGCAUCUCUUGUCCUCACGUUUAAAAACAAUGGAAGAUGUAAACUUUAUAUUAACUUUCUUGAUGUAGAUAAAAUCAACUUGGUGACAUUAGAUCAAGACCACGUGACUCAAUCGUUGCCACUUCUGCCAGUAGCAAACAGCCACUUUAACCUGAGAUUUGAUGGUCUGUUGCCUGAGUCGUUACAAGAUGGCGGCACUCUCAACUGGUCUGGGAAACUAAAGGUCUCCUAUAGUGGAGGGGAAGCCUGGAAACUAGGAAUGAGUCGUCAAGCUGCAGUAGAUAUCAGAAUUGAAGUCAUCCCUAGUCUACACGCGACCGACUACAGUGUUGUCUCUGUUGAGAAAGGGUAGGUCCUGCAGACAUAGUGUUGUUCAUUGAACCAUGCGUGUUUGACUAAACACUAUUACACAUCUUAACAUUGACGUUUACAGCAGACCGCAAACUUCAAAAGUUCUACAAGUUUUCGACAGCUCAGUAGCUCGUUCAUGCAUCAGUUUGAAUUCACAAAUUGCUCUAACUUCGAACAGCUAACAAGUUGACUUCGGUCUGUCAUGAACGUCAAUCUUAACGUCUCGCUGUGCAGCUGAUGGUCGCCAUCCUGUAGUUUUUCAGAUUGAGAACUAAAUAAUGUUUAUAAUAGAAACAAAUAGAAUUGAUGUAGUUUAAUGUCUUACUCCAAUAAAUGUCAACGUUUCUGGAAUAGACCAACAUCUGAUGCGCUGUAUAGUAGCGCUCACGGAAACCUACCAACUGAAGUAAAAUUUUUUUUAGCGACGGUGAACAUUUUGAAAUAUGCAUGGAUGUCAUUAAUCAGACUAAUUAUGAUGUGGAAUGGAGAUUUCAAAUGAACACAGGUAGAGUAACUAACAGUGGCCCAACAAUAAUCAAGAGAGAAUCCAGCAUAUUUAUAAAUAUUUUUUUGUUAGGCGUGGCAUAUCCCGAUGAAAGUAAUAUUCUGCCAGCUGGUCAGUCAAUCAGGUCAGUAUUACUUGUGAGACAAAAUCAGAUUUUUUUCUGAAGAAAACAGAUUUUCACCAUGCAUGAAUAUCAAUUAAUACGUUCGUGAUAUCUGUUUUAGGACGACAAUGGAAUUAGAAAAUUUUGACUUAUCUGGCUCUGAUUCGAAGGUAAUUAUUUAACUUGGUUUUUCUUGAUUAUUUACUUAUGUUUAUUUUAUUUAUUCAUUGUGAUUGAUUUAGGGAACAGAGUGUGACGUAUGCACUGAGAAACUUCUGGAUCUGGUCAAGUUACGUUUUGAAAUUAUAUCCUUUAAAAUUCGUAAUUCGUUGUUUUACACGCCGAUGUGGAAAACACUCGAGACAGAUUUAGCUGACAAUGUUAGCGUGGUUAAAUAAAGUCCAUUGUCGUCGUCAUCAUCUUUAGUUUUUAUUUAAUAAUUAAAAAAAACAAAAUGUUUCUACAUAUUAAAAGUAUGGUGAAUGUGUGGUCAACAGGACAUGGUUCCCAAGGGAAUACCAACCUUGCAAAAGUUAGAGAAAGACACGGACAAUAUUUAAUUAUAUUAUUAUCUUUACUCUUGGUGUUAUACAGAAUUGAUUUCUUGAAGACGGUUUCAUAGGCAGAAAUAAAACUUCAAAUAUUUGGAGUUUUAAAUCUUGAUGGUUUGCAGAUGACUCAAGAAAUGACGAAUAUUGUGAGAAGAACUCAGUUGACUAUUGGUUAGAAUAUUUCAUAAUAGACAUCAGAUUUUCAACAUAUUGAGCUAUAUUUCAUUUUCUCUCGUGCAGUAUUAAAACAGAACAUGUCCUAAUUCACUGGAAACUUGUUUCUUUAAAAUAGAAUUAUCAGUGAAUGGAGUUGAAACAAAGAAAGGAGAUACCGUUCCUAGUACGGCGUCAAAACCAGUCUUCCUCACUAUGACAGUUUAUAACUCAAGUG